This is a messenger RNA of Populus trichocarpa (black cottonwood), 1926 nucleotides long. Its product is annotated as cytochrome P450 78A9. Lineage: Eukaryota; Viridiplantae; Streptophyta; Magnoliopsida; Malpighiales; Salicaceae. The record is from RefSeq and is a predicted model, not a curated record. Gene Ontology annotation, molecular function: monooxygenase activity; oxidoreductase activity, acting on paired donors, with incorporation or reduction of molecular oxygen; heme binding. The transcript has 2 exons. Bases 93 to 1691 code for a protein of 532 amino acids.
CCACUUCCUAGUUUAACCCAAAAAAGGAAGUCACAAAAACUCACUCUCUUUACAAACUCAAGUGAUCUUUCGUUUAGCCUUUUCCUAUCUCCAUGGAAACACAAAUAGACAGCUUUUGGGUAUUGGUCCUUGUUUCCAAAUGCAAAGCCUUUUCUGCUCAAAACCCCAUCUUCCUUCUUGUUUCUGUUUUCCUGGCCUGGCUAGCCAUGGCUUUGUGUUACUGGGUGUACCCUGGAGGCCCUGCCUGGGGUAAUUAUUUGCGCAAGAAAGGAAUUAGCUGUUCAAGAGCCAAGAUGAUUCCAGGGCCUAGAGGGUUUCCAGUGAUAGGAAGCAUGAACCUCAUGGUUAACUUGGCUCACCACAAGCUUGCUGCUGCAGCGAAGGCUUUUAAAGCAGAAAGACUUAUGGCUUUUAGCUUGGGAGAGACUAAGGUCAUUAUCACAUGCAAUCCUGAUGUAGCCAAAGAAAUCUUGAACAGUUCAGUCUUUGCUGAUCGUCCAGUUAAAGAGUCUGCCUAUCAACUCAUGUUUAAUAGAGCUAUUGGUUUUGCUCCUUAUGGGGUUUACUGGAGAACUCUAAGGAGAAUUGCAGCAACUCAUCUUUUUUGUCCUAAACAAAUCAGCUCUACUGAGUCGCAAAGAUUCAAUAUUGCUUCUCAAAUGGUAUCCGCAAUAGCAAGUCAAGGUGGAGAUUACUUUUGUGUUCGAGGCAUACUAAAGAAAGCUUCACUCAACAACAUGAUGUGCUCAGUUUUUGGUCGUAAAUAUGAUCUGGGCUCAUCAAAUAGUGAAACUGAAGAGCUUAGAAGGCUUGUUGAUGAAGGUUAUGAUCUUCUAGGGAAACUUAAUUGGUCUGAUCAUCUUCCUUGGCUUGCAAAUUUAGACCUUCAAAGAAUCAGGUUUAGGUGCUCCAAUUUGGUUCCUAAAGUGAACCGGUUUGUGAACCGGGUUAUUGAAGAACAUAGAGAGGACCAGACUGGCCAAAGAAGAAAUGACUUUGUCGAUGUUUUACUCUCUCUUCAUGGACCGGACAAGUUAUCACACCAUGAUAUGAUUGCCGUUCUCUGGGAGAUGAUUUUUAGAGGAACAGAUACCGUGGCAGUUUUGAUAGAGUGGAUACUAGCAAGGAUGGUACUUCACCGUGAUAUCCAAUCAAAGGUGCAUGAUGAGCUCGAUCAAGUUGUGGGAAGAUCAAGGCCGUUGAUGGAAGCAGACAUUCAGUCAAUGGUUUACCUGCCUGCAGUUGUGAAAGAAGUUCUGAGGUUGCACCCACCAGGCCCACUACUGUCGUGGGCCCGUUUAGCAAUCACGGACACUAAUGUGGAUGGAUAUGAUGUUCCAGCAGGGACCACAGCUAUGGUUAAUAUGUGGGCCAUAACAAGGGACCCACAAGUUUGGGCGAACCCUCUAAGGUUCUUGCCAGAGAGAUUUUUGUGCAAGGAUGCUACUGCUGACGUGGAAUUCUCUGUGUCCGGGUCUGACCUUAAGCUGGCUCCGUUUGGGUCGGGUCGGAGGACUUGCCCGGGAAAGGCUCUGGGUUUGGCCACGGUUAGCUUUUGGGUCGGGGUUUUGUUGCACGAGUUCGAGUGGGUGCAAUGUGAUCAUGAGCCGGUGGAUCUCUCAGAAGUGCUAAGGUUAUCUUGUGAGAUGUCUAACCCACUUACAAUCAAAGUGAAUCCAAGGAGAAGAUGAUCAAGCACGUCAUAUGAUGAUCUGAUGCUGGAAAUGGAUGCAGAUAAUCUGAUCGUAUACUUGGCAGCGAACAAGCACUAUAAUGUUCACUGAACGUAAGUUGUAGAUAUACCCUUCAGGCCUUAUAUAAUUAUACUGGUAUCGUGGUUUGGGAACUUGCUAGCUAGAAUUGGUGUGUGAUUAUGGUUGCUGAUGAGAAAUAAUAUCCACACUAAUUAUCCUUUUGGAUUGUAAA